UUAAAAAUUAAUCAUUACUGUUUUUCUUAUGUUAAUAACUAUGUUUAAUUUAGAAACAUUUCUAUCCUUUAAUUUUCCUGUGAAUUGUCAAUAUAGACUUAAUAAAGUGGUAAAUUGUGUUAUUAUUAAUCCAGCUGACUUUGAUAUAUUGCCCAAAAUAAAUGUUAAAACCUCUAUAAAAAUUUAGAGGUUGCAUCAUCAUAUGGUGAUUCCUUUGUCCCAAUAAUAGGAUAAUCAUGUUUUCUAAGCGUAAGCUCGCUUUCCAAAAAAUCAGAAAUAUACGGAAAUUUAAUACAGUGAGUACUCAAAUAUAUAAACCAAGAGUUUUAGAUCUACCACAGAAAUAUAAAAGCCCUUAUGUAUCACUCCUUGGCAAAUAUGAAAUGUCGAGGCCGACUGAGCAGACGGAAAAAAUCGAAACGGUUUUCAGAGCUGUUGGCAACGCCCUGGGGUUUAAAGUCAACCAACGGACCAAAAGUGACGAGUUUGAAGCGAUCCAAAGGAAAGAGGAUUUGACACAGUCUUACACGAACAAUCUCAGGAUGCAUCUUGUACAGAAAGCAAUUAAAACAACAAGCGCUUAUGAUGGUGACGGGUCUUAUACUGCAACUAUUCUUGCCGCUGCGAUGACCAGUCUUGUGAUCAAAUCGCUAGAAGAAGGUAGCGACCCAAAGGCGCUCAAGAAGGGCAUCAGCUACGGGGUUGAAAUUGCCUGCAAGUACUUGAACGAAGUAUCGUCCCCGAUCGUCGUGCCGAACGAGUUGGAUCAGAUCACCAAGACUGUCACCAACGGGGACAUCCCGCUUGCAGAAGCAGUGACAGAUGCUUUUGUUGAAGUCGGGCGGGACGGAUGGAUCGAGGUGGAGGAGAGCAAAACAGGCUUUGACCACCUAGAGAAAAUCAAAGGAAUUAAAAUUGACAGUGGAUAUGUCUCACCAGUGUUUAAUAAUGAUGGAAAUAAAGUUUUGUAUCAUGAAAUUUACGUGCUGUUAAGUGAAGAUGUUUUAUCGACAAAAAAAUGCAUUCUGCCAGCUGUGACUGCUGCCACAAAAGAACGAUAUCCUCUCCUGAUUCUUGCUAAAGGUUUUGACGACGAGGCAUUGCAGACACUCAUAAAAUGCAGGCAACAAGAUAAGAUGCGUAUUUGUGCUGUCAAGACCCCUGAUUUGGACGAAUUUGGAAAAAGGUUGUUACUUGAUGUGGCAAUCUCCUGUGAAGCAACAGUGUUUAGUGACCAGUCAUUAAAAAUGCUAGAAGAAAUCAGGCCGAAGCAGCAUUUCGGCCUAGCUUGGAGUGCUGAUAUAACAAAAAACCGGACCAUUAUUACAAGCAAAGCUUCAGUUAGAACAAAUAAUGGCAGAAUUAGGAGGAAGAUCAGAGACUUGAAGUCUAAAAUAAUGCUUGAGGAAAAUCCGCAAGAAAAAGAGUAUUUAAGAGAACGUCUGGCAAGAUUUGUGCAGAGGAUGGCGGUAGUUAAAGUCGGAGGGAAAAAUGAAGAGGAAAUAAAAGAAAGGUGCAAGAUUGCCAGAAAAGCGAUCAGUUCUCUCAGGGCGGCCUUGGAAGAAGGAGCAGUACCGGGUGGCGGCUGUGCCCUCGUAAAGUGCCUCGGCUUCCCGCAGUUCACCAGGAUCACAGACGAUUUUCACAAAGGGCUGGAUAUCGUAAGCAGGUCGUUGUGGGUCCCUUGCAUGGUGAUCGCGAAAAACGCCGGCCUCAACCCGACUGAACUGGCCUUCAGGGUGUACGAGCUGAGUGCAGAUGUAGGCUUUGAUAUGUGUACCAAAAGAUUUGUCAAUAUGUUUCACGAGGGUAUAUUGGAUCCGACUAGGGUUCUAACUUCUGGUCUUGCGUUUGCUGCUGAUGUUACAAAGAGUCUUACCAAUGAAUUUCUAGCAAAGCAAUCCGAACAGAAAAACUAAUCUUAAUAAUUAAAAAAUAAAAACUUAAUAAAGGCUGAAAAUAAUUUUUUAA
Molecule: messenger RNA, 1971 nt
Organism: Cimex lectularius (bed bug)
Lineage: Eukaryota; Metazoa; Arthropoda; Insecta; Hemiptera; Cimicidae
Product: 60 kDa heat shock protein, mitochondrial-like
Exons: 12
Coding region: 237-1919 (560 amino acids)
Biological process (GO): protein import into mitochondrial intermembrane space; protein refolding; apoptotic mitochondrial changes
Cellular component (GO): mitochondrial inner membrane; mitochondrial matrix
Molecular function (GO): ATP binding; ATP-dependent protein folding chaperone; protein-folding chaperone binding
Source: RefSeq, a predicted model, not a curated record